UGAUGGUACAUAUAAAAUACGAUUAAUUAUAUGAUAACACAUAUUUUUAUAACAUAUGAUGACACAUAUAGGAUAUAUAAUAGUGAUUAGGGGUGGACGUUCAUAUUCGUUUUCGAGUCUGUUUGGGAUUUCGUGUUCAAUUCAGAUUUUUGAGAGGAUUUGGAUAACACAUAAAUUGGUUUGGUUUAAAUAUUUGGAUAGAGAAUUAAUAAUUAUUUAAGCAUUUUUGAAGUUUUGAGUAUAUUUUAACUGUUUUAGAUGUUUACGUUUGAUUAUUUGUAUAUAUUUUGAAGUAUUUAAACGAAUUUAAAAGUAUCAUAUAUAUUCUCGAUGUUUUAUAUACAUUAAAUCUAAAAAUUAUUAAUAUAUAUAAGUAUAUAAAUCUAUUUUGGAUACUCAAAAUACUUCGGAUCAGAUUAGGUUUCAGUUUUUCAAACACCAAAAUUCUGAAUAAUUUGGAUAUUUAAUUAAUUUUAGUUCGGAUUUGAUACUUAUUUGGAUUGGGAUUGGUUCGAUUCUUCGAAUUCGAGUUUUUUGUUCGACCCAAAUAGUGACAUAAAAACAAAUAGUAUCAUAUUUUUUAAAAUAUACAUCCGCGCGGGUCAAAAUCUAGUUCCUUUUAAAGUUAAAUACUUUUCCUUAUAAUCUUGUCUUCUUUUGGCAAACCUGGUUUACAAAUAUUUGAUUUGACUUGUAUAUGAUUAAGAUAAGAAUGUAAUCUAAUUUAUGUUUGAAUACCCUAAGAACACACUAUUGACUACUGACUAGUGACUACAACAAAAAGCUAAGUAGAAAACCAGUGAUGACAAGUGACACGUGGCGCGUUCUCUAUCUAUAGCCGUCAAAGGAAUAAACAAAUGCGGGUCCCAUCUAAUAUAUCCAUUAUCCAGAACUACUGGCUCUCUGUCCGCCAGCAAACUAAUAAAAACGUAAAUGACCAUAUUACCCCUUCUCCAGAGCCACAAAGGGGUGGCUAGUUCCGUAAUUUCAAAGAACUCCAAUUUACUUUUUAAUCAAAUGACGAUAGCGCGUGUCAGUACAUAGCCGGAUACUCGCGUCGAUAGCCACCAGGAGAAUCCACCGUUUCAAUCAAAUAGAGAGAGAGAGAGAGAGAGAGAGUGAUCUACUCUAAAUUUCUAGGCUUUGCUGAUUCUCUGUGAAAGUUUCUUCCUUUUUCGAUUCUGGAGAAAGGGUUUCGUUGUUUGGAUGGUGGAAAUGAGACCCGAGUCUAAAUCAGCGGCGAAGUGCCGAGACGAGCUCCCGGUGAAGCUGGAGAUCGCGGAGGACGGUUUAGAAGAAGAGCACGGUCCUCUCAACAAGCGAUCUAAGUUGUGGAGCUCAUCGCCAAUGGCACCGGCCAAGUAUAGCCCGUUUGAUGGGCCGAGUCCUCUUGGACUAAGCCUUAGAAAGAGUCCAUCUUUGCUGGAUUUGAUACAGAUGAGGCUAACGCAAAGCGGUGACCCAAAAGCCGGAGGCUCUGGUGGUGUUAAUCACGAGAGUAAAUGUAUUACUGCUGGAUCGAACUUGGGGCCAGGAAGUAUUGAGAAGCUGAAAGCUUCAAACUUUCCUGCCUCGGUAUUAAAGAUCGGGCAGUGGGAGUAUAAAUCGAGGUAUGAAGGUGAUUUGGUGGCGAAGUGUUACUUUGCAAAACAUAAACUUGUUUGGGAAGUGUUGGAACGAGGUCUCAAGAGUAAAAUCGAGAUCCAAUGGUCAGAUAUUGUGGGGUUGAAAGCAAACUGUCCUGAAAAAGGACCUGGGACGUUGACUCUCCUGGUACAAGAUUCACUCGUGCGUCCGAAUGCUUUUUGUUCAACUCUAAUGUUUGGUUUCUUUUUUUUUUUGUUUCAGCUUUCUAGGCAGCCUUUGUUUUUCCGAGAAACAAACCCGCAGCCUAGGAAACAUACUUUGUGGCAGGCAACUUCAGAUUUUACUGAUGGUCAAGCCAGUAUGUACAGGAAGCAUUUUCUGCAAUGUGCUGAAGGGAUAAUGAACAAACAUUUGGAAAAGCUUGUUCAGUGUGAUCACCGUCUUUUGUAUUUAAGCCGUGAGCCAGAGAUAAUUAUGGAUUCUCCCUGCUUUGAUGCACGGCGAUCUAUCUUUGAGGAUCCGAGUGAAUCAAAAAAGGGUAAUAAUCCUUUUGGGAGUUUUAAUCUUAGCAAAGCUCCUUCAGUAUCUGGGACUCGGAACUUAGCAUCUCCUGUUGGAGCACAGUCAUCCUCUGAGCAUAUGUAUCUGUCUCAUGAAGCACCGUCUCCCAGCUCAGUGAUAGAUGCUCGUGCAAAUGAAGCAGUCAAUUCAAGAAACACAACGGAUUGUGGUCAGAUGGGAGGACUGCGCCAAUCUAUGUCACUGAGUGAUUUCCUUGCAGUUCUCUGUGAUCCAAAAGAUACAAGUGAUUCGAGUCAGGUUGACGAAGUAGCUGGACUACACCAAUCUAUGUCAGUUAGUGAUUUCCUUGCAGUGUUAUCUGAUUCAGGAAACAUAACUGAUUCGAGUCAGAUAAAAGUACCUGGACUACAACAAUCCAUGUCAGUGAGCGAUUUCGUUGGACUUCUCUCUGAUUCUGCUGUUGGAAACCAUCCGGAACAUAUGGAGAAUUUCAACGGCAUGAAGCAGCAAUUGCUAAGUAAUAACAUCCAGUUCGAUGCACCACAAGAUGAGAAGUCUCUCAUGCCAAGGGUUGAUUCCUUAUUCAACCUCUUGUACAAGGAUCUCAACGGCGCUGCAAACUCACAGCUCAAUACUGAAGUCUCGGUUGGAUUGAAGUCUGAACUCAGUGAUCUGAAGGGGAUAGUUCCGGACAAUAACAACAACAGAGUUCUUGAUCCAGCUUCCAGCAGCAGACCACAGGGUAUGUUGAGGAAAGACUCGUUCAGCGAUCUGCUAUUGCAUCUCCCCCGGAUCACAUCCUUGCCAAAGUUCUUGUCCAACAUAUCAGAAGAAGAUAGUGAUGCAUAUAAUAGAUGAUUAUAUAUAUAGAUUCCUUCUUUCUGUUUCAGUAUUUGGCAAGUAUAGGAACCUGAAGUAGCAGCUUUAUGUUUUUUCUUGUAAAUCAAAUUUUGUUUCUUGGUCACUAAACCCCAUAAGGAAUUGAAGAAACAUGUUUUGAUAA
Brassica rapa (field mustard) is the source of this 3112-nucleotide messenger RNA. RefSeq lists its product as uncharacterized. NCBI's taxonomy places the organism in Eukaryota, Viridiplantae, Streptophyta, Magnoliopsida, Brassicales, Brassicaceae. The record is from RefSeq and is a predicted model, not a curated record.